AUGAGCUUCGCGUACGAGUUUACAACUGAUUGGCAAUUCCGAUCCUAUCCAAACGACGCUGGAUCUCACAGGUGUGCUCAACAAACCAUAACCGUACUGGAAUUCUCAGAACAGAUAUGUAUAACUCCGAGAAAGGAUGACGAGUGGACGGAUACUGAAGGGCUAAGGUGGUUCAAUAACUAUUUCCGUAGAAUGGAUAGCCCGGUGACGUGGAUCCGCUCACCCACGGGUGGGCAUCAAGGAGUCGCACGCACUUUGAAGAGAAUAAAAUUGGAACACGAAUGGCCUCACAUGCGGAAGGACAUCGGAAGACAUAAAAAAUUCGACGAUACCAUUGCCGCGUUGGCAAAGGAAGCACCAUACGAAAUAGCUGAGUUCAAGCACAACCCCGGGAUUUACUUCGAAAUGAUAGCGACUCUACAGAUCUACAAGGUUAAGUGGAGCCUGGUGGUCAACAUGGAUUUGGAUAGUAUCUUUCAACGCCAUAGAAGUAGGUCACACUUAGGAAAAAUGAGUAGGAUAUGUAGCAGGCAAGAAAAUACGGAAUCAACGCUAUGCGAGUCUCUCGAUGAAGACAUAGGUGGCAUGUUAAACAAAGUUGAAAAAAACCUAGAUGUAUUAAAUGACGUAGGUUGCAGAAUCGACGAGGAAAUAGAAGCUCUUUGUAACGACCAGACAAACCUGAAGUCAGCCAUGCAGAAGCAGAUACAGAUCAUCUCCUCCACCUUAGAAAUCUUCAACGGCUCCAUGAACAACAUUGAGAGCAACGAAAAGGCACUCAGGGAGGCGACGAGACAAUUAGAAACGAGCCUAAGCAACGCCAUAGAUAGAACUUCUGCGAGACUAGACGCAGAUGAGCAUAUAGAAGAAGUUGGGCUCAUCGUAGAAGCGCUAUUAGACGACGUCAAGGACCUUGUGGACUUCUUGAUCGACAUAAGCAAGGGCACGAUCAACCCGAAAGUACUACCGCCUACCAAAAUAUUAGAGUAUUUAGCAUCUGCCCUACCACACCUACCACAAGGGUACAGCUUCCCUAUACCUUUGACGCGUUCCGGGAUUCCAGCAUUAAUGACGAUUGCCGAUAUACAGUCUUAUGGACACGAUAAUAACGUAGUGACCGUCAUAGAAAUACCGCUAGUUGGAAACGAGGAGUACAACGUCAAUAAAAUACACCCCCUUCCGGUACGCGCGUGGAACAAUACGUAUCAUUAUUUGGAAACCACAGAGGAACUCGCCGUAGUAGAUCACGGGUAUCGAAAUUAUGUGCGGAUGCGCCAAUCCGAUCUAGAAAGCUGCAAGCACUUGGGAGUAUACUAUUUGUGCGACCUUCGACACCCGACAAACGUGAUUCCCGACCAGUUCCCUUGUGAAAUUUCGAUAUUCGCGAAAACUGACAUUCAACUCGGAGAAUGCCCGAAAAGAGCAGUACAGCUAGGCAGGACGGUGUUGAUUACGUUAGAUGCAUCAAACUCGUGGGCAUUUGUUGCACCGAAACCCGAGACUAUCGCGAUUACUUGUAACGAAAAUCCCGUCCGACACGAAACGUUAGUAGGAUCUGGCACGAUAACUUUCAACGGGAAACGCAAGAACUCAGCCUGCACUCAACCUGCAUUCAACCUGAGUCUACACGAAGACGAUCUCAAAGCGAUCCCUCUUGCCAACAAUAUAAGCGGCAAAAUCGUAUUGAAAGGAGUACUUCGCGGGGCGGAAGUGAACUCUUUAGGCUCUAGUUUAAAUGAUUUACGUAAUAAGUUGUACAGCGAUCAAGCCAACUAUGCAGCGCAUUGGUCACAUGCCUCAAUCACGUACUUGAUAAGUAGUUUCAUAGUAAUUGUAUUCCUAGGGUACAUAGCGUAUAAGUAUAUCAUCAGACGAAGAAGUACUGCAGUUAAAGACUAG
Messenger RNA from Diprion similis, 1899 nucleotides. RefSeq lists its product as uncharacterized. The transcript is spliced from 6 exons. Lineage: Eukaryota; Metazoa; Arthropoda; Insecta; Hymenoptera; Diprionidae. The record is from RefSeq and is a predicted model, not a curated record. The coding region runs from base 1 to 1899 and encodes 632 amino acids.